This is a messenger RNA of Drosophila montana, 3498 nucleotides long. RefSeq names its product RecQ5 helicase (gene RecQ5). Bases 131 to 3208 code for a protein of 1025 amino acids. The record is from RefSeq and is a predicted model, not a curated record. Lineage: Eukaryota; Metazoa; Arthropoda; Insecta; Diptera; Drosophilidae. Gene Ontology annotation, cellular component: chromosome; cytoplasm; nucleus. Gene Ontology annotation, biological process: double-strand break repair via homologous recombination. Gene Ontology annotation, molecular function: nucleic acid binding; ATP binding; 3'-5' DNA helicase activity. The transcript has 5 exons.
GCUUCUUCCAUCGCUAUCACAGCUGUUUUGGCGGCAUUCACGCCGAAAAAAUACGCAACAAUUCGGGAAUGUGAAUUCAUUUAUAAUGUGUUAUUUCUGUUAAUGUUGUCUGAUUUUAAGUGCCAGCGUAAUGACGGAGAAAAGCGGUAUAAAGGAAGCGCUCGAAAAGUUUUUUGGCCACAAGAGCUUUAAAUCGGAGCUGCAAGAGCGUGCUGUCACAUGCGCCGUGAAAAAAAAACAGGAUGUGUAUGUGUCAAUGCCAACAGGAUCGGGCAAAUCGCUAUGCUUUCAGCUGCCAGGCUUGAUGUGCGAGGAUCAGUUGACGAUUGUUUUUUCGCCGCUGCUGGCGCUGAUCAAAGAUCAGAUCGAUCACCUGGCCAAGCUCAAAGUGCAGGCAGAUUCCCUGAACUCGAAAAUGAGCAGCAAGGAGCGCGAGCGUGUCAUUAUGGAUCUGCGGGCCGUCAAGACGAAGAUCAAGUUCCUGUAUAUAACGCCCGAGCAGGCAGCAACCAAGUUUUUUCAGGAGUUGCUUCACUCGUUGUACAAACACAAGAAGUUGGCCUAUUUCGCAGUUGACGAGGCGCACUGCGUCUCCCAGUGGGGUCAUGACUUUCGGCCUGACUAUCUGAAGCUGGGCGAGCUGCGUUCCAAGUAUCCGGAUGUAGUUUGGCUGGCGCUGACGGCAACAGCUUCAAAGGAGGUGCGCGAGGAUAUUCAUAAGCAGCUACGCUUACGCCAGCCCGUGGCUCACUUCAGUACACCCAGUUUUCGGUCCAAUCUCUACUACGAUAUUGUGUACAAGAACUCCAUUGAGGACGACUUUCAACAUUUGGCCGCCUUUGCCCAGCACUGUCUGGGUGAUGAAGCCAAGUUUAAGGCCGAGCCAAAGGCAAAGCGAGGCUGUGGCAUCAUCUAUUGUCGAACCCGAGAUCAGGUGGAACGAGUCGCUGUGGGCGUAUCUAAGCAGGGCGUCGGCGCCGUGGCGUACCAUGCGGGGCUAAAGACCGCUGAGCGCACCGAAGUCCAGGAGGCUUGGAUGCGCGGUGAUCAGCCCAUCAUCUGUGCCACCAACAGCUUCGGUAUGGGCGUGGACAAGCCCAGCGUACGAUUUGUCAUCCACUGGGAUGUGCCGCAAAAUGUGGCCGCCUACUAUCAGGAAUCAGGUCGCGCGGGUCGCGACGGCCUUCAGUCAUACUGCCGUCUCUACUAUGGACGCGAGGAUGUGCGCUCCAUACGCUUUCUGCUGCAAAGCGAUGCGCAGCGGGCUCGGGGUCGUGGUGAUCGCGAGCUGCUCACUGAGCGCGCCCUGCGCCAGUUCGAGCGUAUUGUGGAGUUCUGCGAGCAGACGCGUUGCCGGCACAAACUCUUUGCCGAUUACUUCGGCGAUCCCACACCCGAUUGCAGCUGUCAAUGUGAUGUGUGCAAGAGACCCAAACAAGCUGAGAAAGCACUGGAGACGUUUCAGCGGCUCUGCAUGGAUGCCACCUUCAAGUCGCACGUGUCGCUUGCGGAUUGCGCCGAUCUUUAUGAGGGUGGUCGAGCGGGCAUCAAACGCGCAGCCCAGGAUUAUGGCAGUGAUAGCUCUGACCAAGACUCUGAACAUAGCCACGCUGCUCUUGCGAAAAGAGCCAAAAAGGAAAAUGAGAGCUUUAUCCGAGAACAGUUUAAGCUGCGCAAACAGCUAACCGCUGCACGCCAGCUGGAGCAGGAGCCAACCACGCAGAUAGCGCGUGUGCAUCAAGCGCAGUCGACGGAGACAAAAAUCAGUGGACUGCAGCACACGAACCGAGAGAAAUAUCUGGAUGCAAUCAUAGAUGCACUCAAGGCAAAUGUGCAGCAGUGUGAGAGCGACUCGAGCCAGCAGCCACGCAGCGUUCUAAGACACAACGACUACGAGGCCAUCGCUGUCGAGCUAGAGUAUGAGGUGUUCCGGCAGCAGCGUGUGGCGAACAUGUAUCGACAUGCGUUAGCCAAACAGCUGGCCAGCAUCAAACAGCUAACUACCAAGACGACGCUAAUGCCGAUCCUUGUAGAUUAUGUGCCAAGGCCGGAAACAAGCGCCAAAGGCGUCUGGACCGGCGGCAGUGUGGCAUACUUUGAACGCAAGCUGAAAGAGCUGGAGGAGCAAAAGCCACAGUCCCUGAAGGAGCCACCAAAGGCAUUGCGCGAGCGCAAGGGCUUCAAAGAGAAUCAAAGCAAGCAAACGUCAAUAGACAGUUUCCUUGUCAAAGUUAAGCAGGAAGUGAAAGAAGAAAUGUCUGUAGACCCAAUUGAGCCGACGUCCUCAGUUAAAACAGAACCAGCAGAGGAAGCGGAUGACGAGCCUAUGAAGGACGUGGAGCCUGCCAGUGAAACAGCAUCAAAGACAGCAGUCGAAGAUCCAAAAGUGAAGCAGGAAGAACAGAGUGAAGAAGAAAAUCCUUCAAAUGAGGAUCAAGUGGAAAUUGAUUUUGGACACAGAAAAUACAGACUCAAGCCAAAUGGCGAUGGCAGCUACGAUACGCGCCGUAAAACGCGUGUCUCACACCUGGAGCCGGAGGUGCAAAAGAAGCCAGCAAAGACCACAGCCAGCUGCAAAUUGAUCUCGGAAACUGAACCGGAUCGAGUUCAAAUCAAAGAGGAAUCGGAUUCGAGCACAGAUUCAAUUGGUUUCACAACUGCCCGUCAAAUGUUGGCAGAAAAGAAGCCGCCGUCGGAGUUGAACGGUGAAAAGCAGCCGGAAAAGAAACAAUCCGACCUGUCGCUAUUUGGUGGCUUUACGACUGCGCGACAAUUGCUGGAGCAAAAAAAUAUGCAAGCAAAAAUUAAAGCUGAACCCCAAAAGGAAAAGUCAGCUGCGUUGCCGGAGCGCAGCGAAGAGAAGAAAAAGCCAGUCGUUCAGCAGGCAAAGAUUAAAGAUGAGCCACAGAAGGAAAAGUCCGCUCCAUUGCUCGAGGGAGGCAAAGACAAAAGAAAACCCCAAAUCAACCAGCAAAAGAACGAUGUCAGCAAAUCUGUGGUGCAGUGGCUGAAUCCGUACUACAAGCGCAAAAUAGCCACCAGGGAGCUGUUCAAGGCCCUGGCCAAACUGAUUACGCAACGCAUCUGCGACGGCAGCCUAGGCAAUGGCGAUGUGUGCAAAUGUUAUAUUAAAGAAACAUUUCACAGCCUGAAAAUGAUCGAAAAUGAUCAGGAUAUUGAGAAAUACUUUACAAUUUCUAUAAAAUGAGAAGUUUUUCAAAGAACAGAAUCUAGAAACUGAAAGCUACUCGAAAUGUUGUUAAUAUGUUAUCAGUUAUAAGAAAUUUUUUGUCGUUAAUUCAUUGUAAAUAUUGCCUAAAACUUUUAAUUCCUAAACAAUGCUUGUGCCUUUUAUCAACAAGCUUGCGAAAACAUGUUCUAAAUUGCCAUUUUUUUUACUUUGAAGCCAAGCGAAAAUUAUGAAGAUCGAUUUUAAGAUCCCGCAUAAAAGGCACAUAUUCAAUUAAAAUGUUUGUCUUGAAACCCUUAAAACUAAAA